AUGGAGAAACCAAAGAGUAUUGUGGCCUAUUUCUCGAUUGAUAAGAAGAAUCAAAGCAAUGCAAAUGAUCAUGACUCCUCUGUUAAUCCAAGGUGGAGCGAUCAUACCAAAGACAAGCUUAUAGAGACAAUAACGAAACAAGAACAAAUAGACAAGGAGGCGACAGCUACACGAUCAAGCAAUAGCACACCCGCUCAGAUCAGAGCAAGAGACAAAAAAAAGGAAGAUCAACUCUACGAAGCACUGAAACAAUUCCAUACUGGAUAUGGGUUUGAAGAUAAAGGUAGAGCAUUGACAUACUCACAUACCAUCCAAACAUUAUCGGGACUCUCUAGAAGUAGAAGUAGAAGAAAUAGAAAUGGUUCAUCAUCAUCACUAUUGACAUCAUAUGAAGCUGAAGAAUAUUUACAUAGACCUGAACCACAAUUUUAUUUAACAGUGAAUGAAAGUUUCAUAUGCCCAAUAUUUCAAGGUAUAUGUACUGAAGCAAGUAUUAUAAACCAGGUGGUUGUUAGACACUAUGGUUAUGAUGCAACUAGACGUACCUUUGGAUUCCACGAAUACGAAUUAUCAUUUGCCAAGGUGACUGAUAUAUCACACAGUGCAGGUAAAGGUGACUAUAGUAAAGUCAUUAAUCUUGUAUUAUCACCUGCUAUCAUUACAACGACAAUUGCAGAGUUUAAUGUUGAUACUGGUAACUACUCGGUAUUUUCAACUGGAACAGUUGACUUUAAAUUCACAGACAGGUGUAAACGUGUUGUACUGCCAUUCAAUCCAUCCAAUAAUUAUCCACCACAAAUACUAGACGAUACUAUAGAAGAAUCCAAACAACUUCUAAAAGACAAACAAGUCGAGUAUCAAGUAGACCCAGACUCCCAGUUACCAGCUACCACUAGAAUCAUGGUUGUCAACGACCAAAUCAAAGGACACAAUAUUUGUCGUAGACUAAAUGUUGAUUCUGAAAUGACCAUAGACAAUCUAGUCACUAAAAUAGCCACCUUUCUAUCCAAAGAAAAGAGUUCCAUUCAUUAUUUAAUCAACAAAACUAAUAAUCAUUCAUAUGAUUGUCGUGGUGACCAGACUGAGAGUGGUGGUAAUCAAGAAAAGAUUAAAUUAUUUACAGAUAUAAUUAUAGAACCUCUUUACUCUAGUGAUUUCCUCACUGCCAAGUAG
Messenger RNA from Cavenderia fasciculata, 1173 nucleotides. RefSeq lists its product as uncharacterized. The transcript is spliced from 2 exons. The record is from RefSeq and is a predicted model, not a curated record. Lineage: Eukaryota; Evosea; Eumycetozoa; Acytosteliales; Cavenderiaceae. Bases 1 to 1173 code for a protein of 390 amino acids.